AUGAAAGUAGUCAGAAGAUAUGGCAAAGCAUCUGGUCAAUGUAUCAACUUUGACAAAUCGUCCUUACUCUUUGGUAAGAUGAUUAAUGCAACUACUAGACAAGAGAUUAAAGAUGCACUUGGGAUACAGAAUGAAGGAGGAAUGGGAACAUACUUAGGUAUCCCCGAAGACAUAAGCAUAUCUAAAUGCAAACUUUUUUCAUUCCUGAAAGAUAAGCUGAUGCAUAGAGUGAAUGGAAAGGAAGUGCUGAUUAAAUCCAUUAUGCUCGCUCUUACGACAUACGUCAUGUCAACUUUCCUACUCCCAUUGGAGAUAUGCGAAAAUUUAGCCAGUGUCAUCGCUCAGUUCUGGUGGAGCUCGAAUCCACCAAAAAGAAGAAUACACUGGGCAAAAUGGGAAACAGUCUGUCUACCAAGAGAGGAGGGUGGAAUUGGCUUUCGAAUGAUCCAUGAGUUUAAUCUGGCUCUUUUGGCUAAACAACUAUGGAGACUAGUACAGUUCCCUGAUUCUCUGGUCGCUCGAGUCUUACGGGGAAGAUAUUAA
Brassica napus (rape) is the source of this 543-nucleotide messenger RNA. RefSeq lists its product as uncharacterized. The record is from RefSeq and is a predicted model, not a curated record. Lineage: Eukaryota; Viridiplantae; Streptophyta; Magnoliopsida; Brassicales; Brassicaceae. The transcript has a single exon. The coding region runs from base 1 to 543 and encodes 180 amino acids.